UAAAACUUGCAGCGUUCAGUUGACCUUAAAUUCUCACUAUAUCUCUGAAGAAUGGGAAUGUUUAAGAGAAUUUGGUAGUUUUUUCUUUUUCUUGCAAAAAUCGAAAGAUGAAUUCCUGAAAAAACCUUCGUUCUUGUUCUUGUUCAUUUCAUCCACCGCAUUUCCAUGGAUUUCCCGAAGAAUUCCGUCGUAAAUUAUGUGAUUCCGUCUUUCUUCCUUGCCGGAAUUCUCUUUUUUACCAUCUGGUUUUCCGCUGUCACGAAUCCUUUCGGUCUUGUCUCCGACGGACGCCAUUGCAGCCGCACCAAGCUUCAAAAUCAGAGAAAUAGUAGCGAAUUUCUUUCUGUUUCGCCCCGAGACGAGCUUGAAUCGGUUCUGGCCGGGGCUUCAAUGGCGAACAAGACAUUGAUAAUCGCCGUCGUGAACAAGGCGUACGCCGAUCAAGAAACCGGCGCCGUAACCACAAUGCUCGACGUGUUUCUCGAUAGCUUCUGGCUCGGAGAAGGCACUCGGCCUCUGGUGAAACACCUUCUGAUCGUCGCCGUCGAUCAGACGGCGUACGAUCGCUGCCGGUUUCUUCGCCUGAACUGCUUCCGGCUGACGACGGACGGCGUCGAUUUCGGCGGCGAGAAGCUUUACAUGUCGGCGGAUUUCAUCAAGAUGAUGUGGAGAAGAACAGAGUUUCUCUUGGAAGUUCUCAAACGGGGCUACAACUUCAUCUUCACGGACACAGACGUGAUGUGGCUGCGAAACCCAUUCMUGAAACUAAGCCCCAACAAAACGGAGGAUCUCCAAAUCAGCACCGAUGGCUUCUCCGGCAACCCAUGGGGGGAGGAGAACUUCAUAAACACCGGAUUCUACUUCGUCCGAUCAAACAACAAGACGGUGGCACUGUUCCAGAGCUGGUACGACCUCAAGGACAACUCCACUGGGAAGAAGGAGCAGGACGUUCUUUUGGAGCUUAUCCAUGGCGGAAUAGCCAGAAAGCUCGCCCUCAGAAUCCGAUUCUUGGACACUCUGUACUUCAGCGGCUUCUGCCAGAACAGCCGAGACCUCCGACAGGUGGCAACAGUGCAUGCCAACUGUUGUCGGAGCAUCACCGCCAAAGUCACCGAUCUCGGAACGGUACUCGUUGAUUGGAAGAAGUUCAGGAAGUUGAGUGCGUAUAAGAGGGUGGAGAAUGCCACGRCGACGUUCCGAUGGUCGCCGCAUUUGGGCUGUAUUAAUUCCUGGAAGCAGUAAUUGUAAUCAAAAUCGUAAAUUUGAAACUAUUUGUAAAAUUUUUGUA
Momordica charantia (bitter melon) is the source of this 1288-nucleotide messenger RNA. RefSeq lists its product as uncharacterized. Lineage: Eukaryota; Viridiplantae; Streptophyta; Magnoliopsida; Cucurbitales; Cucurbitaceae. The record is from RefSeq and is a predicted model, not a curated record.